AGAGCAGGCACAAUGAAUGGUCCUGUUCAGAUUUUAGUUCCUGUUUUGGAUGGCAAAAAUUACAACCGGUGGUGUGUGCAAAUGAGGGUGCUUUUUGAUUACCACGAAUUGCUAAGUGUAGUGGAAAAUGGAGUUGCUGAAAUUGCAGAAAAUGCUAAUGAUGCCCAAAAGCAUGCCUACCGUGAGAGUAAGAAAAAGGACAAGAAGGCAUUAUAUUUCAUCCAUCAAGGGGUGAAUGAUGAAGUGUUUGAGAAGAUUGAAGAUGCAGCUACAUCAAAGCAAGCAUGGGAUACCCUGAUGACAGCAUACAAAGGUGCGGAGAAAGUCAAGAAGGUAAAGCUCCAAACCUUAAGACGUCAAUAUGAGCUCCUACAAAUGGAGUUUUCUGAACUUGUUGCGACUUAUAUAAAUCGAGUUCUUGCUUUGACAAACAAAAGUAAAGUAUAUGGAGAGGAGUACAGUGAGCAGGCCAAAGUGGAGAAAAUUUUGCGGAUUGUGGUAGCAAUAGAAGAAGCCCAUGAUUUGUCCCAGAUGACUGUUGAUGAGUUGUCAGGUGAUCAAGGUGGUGAAACUAGUCAAAAGCAUGGUGGUUCUCGUGGAAGAGGACGAGGACGUGGUUUCUACUUCAACAAAGGUCGUGGAGUAGGAGGCAAUGACCAAGGAAAAUCAAACUUUGGCUAUCAGCAAAAUUCAAGAGGCCAUGGCCGUGGCAGAGGAAGGUAUGACAAAUCCAAUGUUGAAUGUUACAAUUGUCAUAAAUAUGGCCAUUAUUCCAGUGAGUGCAGAUACAAGGAUAAUACUCAGAAGGCUCAUUUUGUACAAGGAGAUGAUGAUGCUGACAGUAGCCAUGCUCUCCUGAUGGUCACUGCUGUUGGUGAAACACCAAACUUUCACACAUGGUUCCUUGACACUGGUUGUACUAAUCACAUGAGUGGCAAAAGGGAGCUAUUUGCUGAUCUUGAUGAGUCCUUUCGCACAAAAGUGAAAUUUGCUGAUGAUAGAACUAUACCAAUAACUGGAAAAGGAAGAAUUCUCAUCAACUUGAAGAAUGGAGAUCACAAGUACAUUUCAGAUGUGUUCUAUGUUCCAGGCAUGAAGAGCAAUUUGCUAAGUGUGGGUCAAUUGCUUGAAAAGGGGUAUGUUAUGAGCCUGCGUGAUGAUCAAUUCUCCAUUCUAGAUGAGCAAGAACAGGGAAUCAAGCAUGAAAUCACUUUUCCUUACACUCCGCAGCACAACGGAGUUGCUGAACGGAAGAACAGAACCAUAAUGGAUAUGACGAGGAGCUUGCUGAAGGCAAAAGGAAUGCCCAAUUCAUUUUGGGGUGAAGCUGUUUCUUGUUCUGUUUAUUUGUUGAACAGAUCUCCAACAAGGAGUGUCCAAAAUAUCACCCCUGUAGAAGCUUGGAGUGGUUUCAAGCCAAGUGUGAAACAUUUGAAGGUGUUUGGGUCUGUUGCUUAUGCUCAUAUUCCCGCAGAGACAAGGACAAAGCUAGAUGAUCGAGCAGAGAAGAUAGUUUUUAUUGGCUACAAGCGUGGUGGGUACAAGCUGUUCAAUCUUGACACAAAGAAGGUGAUUGUCAGUCGAGAUGUAACAUUUGCUGAAGAAGAAGCUUGGAAAUGGGAUGUUGAUACCCAUAAAGUUGAUGAUGAAGUUGAUGAUGAUGGAGAAUUGGUACACUUUGCUUUCUUUGUAGAUAGUGAACCGGUGACAUUUGAGGAGGCAAUUCAAGAUCCUAGAUGGGUAAACGCAAUGAAUGAGGAGAUCAAGGCAAUUGAAAGGAACAAUACAUGGGUUCUCACUGAUAUUCCACAAGCUCACAAAGCAAUUGAUGUCAAGUGGGUUUUCAAGACAAAGGUGAAGUCAAAUGGCGAGGUAGAAAGGUAUAAAGCGAGAUUGGUGGCAAAGGGAUUUGAGCAGAGGCUUGGCUAUGAUUUUCAAGAAGUCUUUUCUCCUGCUGCUCGAAUGGAGACUAUCAAACUUAUAGUUGGUCUGGCUGCACAAAAUCAAUGGAAAAUCCACCAAAUGGAUGUGAAGUCAGCUUUUCUAAAUGGCCCACUUGAAGAAGAGGUAUAUGUCAAGCAACCUCUUGGAUUCAUGAAACAAGGAAGUGAAGAUAAGGUGUACAGGUUGAAGAAAGCAUUGUAUGGUCUCGAACAAGCUCCACGAGCAUGGAACAAGCAUGUCGAUUCCUUAUUCCUCCAAGUCGGUUUUGAAAAGUGUCCCUCAGAACAUGCUUUAUAUGUGAAGGUUAAUAAUUCUGGUGAUAUAUUGUUGUUGUGUUUAUAUGUGGAUGAUCUAAUAUUCACAGGCAAUAACCCCACAAUGAUCGAAGAUUUCAAGAAGUCCAUGAUGGGUGAGUUCGAAAUGAUUGAUCUUGGGCUCAUGUCAUAUUUUCUGGGCAUGGAAGUAGUUCAAAGAAAAGAUGGAAUUUUUAUCUGCCAAAAGAGGUAUGCUAUUGAACUCUUGAAGAAAUUCCAUAUGCAAAAUUGUAAUUGUGUAAGAACUCCUAUGGAAGUUGGUACAAGAUUGUCAAAAAAUGGAGAAGGGGCACCGGUUGAUUCAACUUAUUUCAAACAAAUUGUUGGGAGUUUAAGAUAUCUUACAUGCACAAGACCAGACAUCUCUUAUGGUGUUGGCCUAAUUAGCAGGUUCUUGGAAAAUCUGCAGCAAUCUCAUAUGCAAGUAGCCAAGAAAAUCAUGAGGUACUUGAAAGGUACUCUUAAUUAUGGUUUGUUUUAUUCUUCAACAGACAAUUGUGCUAUUAUAGGCUAUUUAGAUAGUGAUUGGGUUGGAGAUCUAGAUGAUCGAAAAAGCACCUCUGGAUAUUGUUUCAAUUUUGGUGCUACCAGCUUCUCUUGGUCAUCUAAAAAGCAAUCUGUUGUUGCUCUAUCAACCUGUGAAGCAGAGUAUGUUGCUGCAGCAUCAAGUGCAUGUCAGGCAAUCUGGUUGCUCAAUUUAAUGAACCAGAUUUAUGCUCUAAUGAAGGAACCAAUGAAGAUUUUUGUUGAUAAUGUUUCUGUAAUAGACUUGGCAAAGAAUCCUAUCACACAUGGAAGAAGCAAACACAUCGACGUCCGAUUUCAUUUUUUGAGAGAUCAAGUUGGCAAGAAAGCAAUUGAGUUGGUUUACUGCAAAUCGGAAAACCAAGUAGCAGAUAUCCUCGCCAAACCUUUGAAGUUUGAAGCUUUUAUCAAAUUAAGGAGUAUGCUUGGAAUGACUACUUUGUCGAAUCAGGAUUAAGGGGGAAUUGUUGGUUUGAUAAUCCUGAUCCCAUUGCUGUUUUAUUAUCACCUAUUAUCUAGGAACCAGUUUGUUUAUUAGCUACUCUUUAGGACUUAGUGCA
Messenger RNA from Rubroshorea leprosula, 3343 nucleotides. NCBI's taxonomy places the organism in Eukaryota, Viridiplantae, Streptophyta, Magnoliopsida, Malvales, Dipterocarpaceae. The record is from the annotation of a GenBank genome assembly.